AUGGAAGAGGAAAACGUCCAACGAUUGGAGACCGUGAAGCAAACCGUUGAGGGUGAAGAGUAUGAGGACCCUGCCGCUUCGGAAGAGGAUGUCCACGAAGAGCAAAUCAUCUCCGAAUCACAGCCACAGGCGAUUGAAAUUUCAGAGCUAAAUCUGGAAGAGCAACAGGUCGUUCACGAGCAAGUGGUCCAUCAAACAGAACCCGCUCAGAUCAUCCACACGAAUGAGUCGAUCUUCACCGGUCAGAAACCCUUCCGUGAACAAGACAUUUUCCUUCCGAUUGCGAACGUAGCCCGGAUCAUGAAAAACGCCAUUCCCGCCAAUGGCAAAAUCGCCAAAGAAGCGAAGGAGUGCGUACAAGAGUGCGUCUCUGAGUUCAUCUCUUUCAUUACUUCCGAAGCUGCCGAAAGAUGCCAGCAGGAGAAAAGAAAGACAAUAAACGGAGAAGACAUUCUCUUCGCUCUGACAACCCUCGGUUUCGAACCUUACGUAGAGCCGCUGAAGAUUUACCUGGGCAAGUACAGGGACUCGAUAAAGGGCGAUAAAAUGGAAGAUGCACAGGAAGAAAUCUCGAUAAACACUCCGCAAAUCGUCCAGAUUGCCGGAGAGUCGGGUGUAACUCAACACGUCAUAAUUCAAGAAAACGGGCAGAUGAUUCAAACAGCAGAUGGCCAUCAAUUAGUGUUCAAGACCGACUGA
Messenger RNA from Oikopleura dioica, 699 nucleotides. The record is from the annotation of a GenBank genome assembly. NCBI's taxonomy places the organism in Eukaryota, Metazoa, Chordata, Appendicularia, Copelata, Oikopleuridae.